Zingiber officinale is the source of this 2916-nucleotide messenger RNA. RefSeq lists its product as uncharacterized. NCBI's taxonomy places the organism in Eukaryota, Viridiplantae, Streptophyta, Magnoliopsida, Zingiberales, Zingiberaceae. The record is from RefSeq and is a predicted model, not a curated record. The transcript has 6 exons. Bases 29 to 2032 code for a protein of 667 amino acids.
CUGUUUUUAGAAGUUAUGAGUAAGCUCAAUGGCCCGAUCCGCUGAGCGGGAGGAAUUACCGGAAAAGGCAAAUCCGGCGAUCGGCUGCCACCGGAACUCCCGCCUCCCUCCCGCCUCCAAUUGGCAUCUAAAACGGGGUUGCCGCCUACGCCGUCCUAUCAGGAACCAGUCUUUUUCGGGCAGUAGACAGAGUGGCCCCGUCACUGCCCUUGUGACGCGGAAGCUCCAUGGAGCCGUCCGGAAGGAGAAGACGUCGACGCGAGGAGUGGGGUGGCCUUCUUCCGGAGAUCCUCUGGCGGCCUUCUCGGCGAGGAAACUGGCGACGGCGGUGUGGCAUUUACCGGCGGUGGGAUUUAUAGGGAGCGAGAGACAAGGUAGAGUCGCUCGGCUAGGGUUGGAGCCAAACGCAACGCACCUCCAAUGUCCAAAUGUUUGCGAUCAUGAUGGAAGAAUCCUCCACAAUAGCAAGGGUAAUGAACUUGGUAGUCUUAUUUCCCCUUGCAGCUUGAAUACUAGUACACAAAAGGCAACAAAAUGGGAGUCUCGGUCCUUAAAGUCUUUGGAUGAGAUGUGUUAUCCUAUUAAUCACACCAAGCUUCACAAAUAUCAGCUUUACAAUGCUUCUGUUAUUCCUGUUCUCCAGGCAAAGUUAGUGCAAGCUCAUUCUCUCAUUAAUGAACUUAGAAAUGGGAGAGAGCUUGCGAACAAGAAGCUCAUUCAUUUCCUUAGAAAGCUUUUGGAGGAAAAAGCUUUAUGGCAGAGAGGAGAGCAUGAGAAAGUUCAAAAUAUUUUGAACACCAUGAAGGAUGAUCUAAACAGAGAGAGGAAAAGCCGAAAGAGGGCUGAGGCGGUGCAUUCCAAGCUGGUAAAUGAGUUUGCUCAGGUCAAACUAUCAGCAAAGCAGUAUAUGCAAGACUAUGAGAAGGAGAGGAAGGCACGUGAGUUUGUUGAGCAUGCAUGCAAUGAGUUUGCAAAGGAAAUUGGAGACGACAAAGCUGAAGUACUAACUUUGAAAAGAAAAUCAGUGAAGGUCCAAGAGGAAUUAGAUGCUGACAGAAAAAUGUUACAUCUUGCAGAGCUUUGGCGUGAAGAAAGAGUUCAGAUGAAGCUGAUGGAUGCAAACUUGAUGCUUAAGGAGAAAUAUGCAGACUUGAUGAGGCUUCAAGAAGAUUUAGAUGUUUUUAUUAUAACACAUUCCACAACUAAUAUGAGAGUCUCAGUACUGAAAGAAGCUGUUAUGCUUAGAGAAUCUGUCAAUUCUGUGAAACUUGAGGGCAUUCAGUUUUAUUACCAGCCUCCUGCUUCAGGGGACAUUUUCUCCAUCUUCAAUGAACUCCAACCAAGAGAAGAAGCUAAUCAAAAGGAGAUUGAUCAAUACCAUGAAUAUGCCUGUGAAAGUCAUCCCUCAAAUAUCCAGGCAGUGGGCCCUGAGACUGAUAUCUUUCUGGAAAAUCCCAUCAAUGCAUAUGCAAAUGGGUUAGUUGACAAAUAUGAGGAUAUACAAUAUGACAAUGGUGUGGUGAACAUGAGCCACAUAGAGGGCUGUGGUUCAUGCAACUAUCUGGAAGGAAAUGAUCCAUCUGUCAACAGCUUCGAUGAAAAAAACCAUCCAUCGGUCAGCAUAACUGAUUGGCAUGUGCAGAGACAAAAUUGUAAUGUAGAUAGCGAAACUUGUGAAAUAUGUUCAAUCGCACCUAGACAAUCUAAGAAAAAAGCACCUUAUAUAGGCAAGUUUUGGAGGUCCUCUCGCAAUAAGAAGAACGUUUUGGUAGAAUUGCCAAAUGGUAAGGUUAAUGGUAGGAAUGUCAAUGUCACUGUAUCUCCAGGAGUGAAUUCAGACGAAGUGGGUUCAACCACACUUAAUUUAGGGGCGUCUGUUGUUAUAAAUCCUCAUGUCAGCAGAGGAAUAAAAGGAUGUGUUGAAUGGCGGAGGGGUACAAAGGCAAACAAUUUGAAGACUAAGCUUCUGGAGGCGAGAAUGGAGAACCAGAUGGCUCAGCAGCUGUGCCAUGCUAGUAAAAACAAAUCUUAGUAGUACGAAUACUUGAUAUUUCUUUACCCAAUUAGUAUGCUAUAGAACGAAAGCUAGCUGAUUUUUGGCUUAAAGGUAGCAGUGUUGACCAGUUCCAACCAUGAUCGUGUGUAUAGUAAUUGUAUGACUACUGGCACACCAGGCAGAUGUCAGCUGGCUUGCUGAUGGUUUGAGGGAACUAUUGUUGAGUUGGUUCAUUUUCUGCAUCGUUGUCCAAACACUGUUGUUGGAACACAGAUGGUUUAAUGCUUACGCUGAUGGUACUGAAAAAUAUAUAUCUUGAUUCCUCCUUCAGGCAUUAGUAAGAAUCCAAAGCAUAGAGCGAAGAACUCUUUGUGCAUUUCUUUAUAAAGAAGGGACUACUGUGUUGUCCUCAGAAAAAUAGCAGGUAAGAGGGAGACGACCCUUCGGUAUCUCUGGUUCAUGGAUCUACUUGAGCCUUUUUGGGUUAGUAGCUCGGAGCCCAUCACAGAGCUAGGUACAUCAAAACUGAAGCACUGGAAUGCUUCAUGAAUGUCCAAGAUUAUUACUAACCAACAAAAAAAUUUCAUGAUUGGUCUCCUUCCUGCAAAACAAGGUAAAACAAUUUUGGUUUGCAUGGUUGCAAUUAUUGCAUCAGUUGAGUGCUGUCGAGAACUGCAAUUACAUUGCAUGUCUUCCCUGUCCCCACUGUUCAUCACUGUACUUAAUAACUAAACAUAUAUAUGUGCUGCUGAUGACAUUAGGAUCCCUAAACACAAUAGUUAAUCUCAUGUUAAUUAGGGAAUAGAUGACCCAUCAGCUUUCCUCCACAUGCUGUGCCAUAAGUACAUUAGGUUGGAGCCAUGAGGACCACUUCAAGAAUGGCUAAUUGUAAAUGUGCCUUUCGAAGUUGAUGGAUCCCA